AUGGCCGCCCCUCUCAGUCCCGAUGAAGUCAAGUCGAUCUUCACGAUAGAUGUUCUAGCCAAUCGAAUAUUUCUGGCGUCCGCUGUACUCUACAUAUACGACACACUCCUCACCCUUCCGAUGGAGAUCCACGGUGUCUGGUUCAAAGGAUGGAAUGCGACAUCCAUUCUGUAUGGAGCGAAUAGAUACAUAUAUAUUUUGGCUCAAUUCUCAGGAAUCAUCGCUUCCUUCGGAGAUGGAUCGUCGUCUAUUCGAUGCACCGCUAUCGGUAUCGUGAGCGAUCUGGGCCUCGUUCUUGGCGGGGUCUUGACGAGUUGCUUGUUCGCACUACGAAUGUAUGCAUUAUAUGGCCAAAAUAUCGUAGUAUUGCUCGGUUUGGGCAUGCUCAUCAUUGUCAAGCUCAUCCUCGAUAUUUUGGAUACAUUUGUGGCGCAAAUGAACAAGAAGUCCAGUAAUUUCUUGGCUACAGGCCUACUGAACACAACGGCGUGCGUAGUGGCCUACACGGAUAAGCUUCCCGGCGGCAUUCUAUUCAGUCGAAGGGGCCAGCUAGCGGAAGUGACCCUUGCGCUACUCUUUGACGGCAUUGUGUUUGCCUUGACCAUAGCAAAAACGUACCGACAUGCUCGUACUAUGAGAAAGCAAGGACAGUCCAGCAUCACCGAGACUCUUCUACGUGAUGGUGGUGCAUAUUUCAUGGCUGUCCUGACCAUUCAAGCUCUGAAUACCGUCAUUGUUUUGUAUACGUAUAUCACGCAAGCUCAGGUCCAAAAUAUGGCCUCGACGUUCUUCCAGCUCCUCUCACCGUUCGAAAAUAUGAUCCCUGUCCUUCUGGCCAAUCGUCUUUAUCUCAAUCUCAAGACCUGGGACGACCCAGACAAGGAUGUCUCCCAACGUACAAGCGAGCUCUCUGGUAUCGAUUUCGCGGGAAGUGCUAUGCUUGGACGAAUAGGGGCUCCGAUCCGGACUAUGGAUGAGGACGUCCUGUACUUGCAAACCUCCGUCACCGACCAGGACCCAUAUGAAGGCAAAGCCAACAACUCUGUUCAUGUGGAGGCCGAAAACAGGCCAAUGUCACCCGUGAUCUAUAAGGUGUACGAUGGUGUGGUGGAGAACACGGAAAACAUAGAAAUGGUAACGGUUCCAAGGCCGAGUUGCGGUGCAGACUAA
Messenger RNA from Stereum hirsutum FP-91666 SS1, 1170 nucleotides. RefSeq lists its product as uncharacterized. The transcript has 12 exons. The record is from RefSeq and is a predicted model, not a curated record. Bases 1 to 1170 code for a protein of 389 amino acids. NCBI's taxonomy places the organism in Eukaryota, Fungi, Basidiomycota, Agaricomycetes, Russulales, Stereaceae.